Molecule: messenger RNA, 1357 nt
Organism: Momordica charantia (bitter melon)
Lineage: Eukaryota; Viridiplantae; Streptophyta; Magnoliopsida; Cucurbitales; Cucurbitaceae
Product: 2-Cys peroxiredoxin BAS1, chloroplastic
Biological process (GO): cell redox homeostasis; cellular response to stress; hydrogen peroxide catabolic process
Molecular function (GO): thioredoxin peroxidase activity
Source: RefSeq, a predicted model, not a curated record
CCCUCGAAAGUGUGUGAGUGGAGGGUAGCGCGAGGCAGUUAUCCAGUCUGCAAACCAAGCGCUUCCCUCUCUCUACUUAUCCUCUCGUCGCCAUUUCUGCGCCUCAGACUUCUGCUGCAGAAUCCAGAUUCCAGCUUCUUCCUCUCCUAUGGCUUGCUCCGCCGCCUCCACCGCUCUCAUCUCCUCCAACCCCUCCGCUUUCCCCGCCAAGUCCACCCCUCCCAUUGCUUCCGCUCCCUUCUCUCGAACCCUAGCGCUCCCCAAAUCCUUCGUCGGCCUCCGCAGCUCCUUCCUCCCUUCUGCUCCUCGUUCCCUCUCCUCCUCCCGUGGAACUCCUCCCAGACGGAGCUUUGCCGUCCGCGCUUCUAGCGAACUUCCUUUGGUUGGAAAUCAAGCACCUGAUUUUGAGGCCGAGGCAGUUUUUGACCAGGAAUUUAUCAAGGUUAAACUUUCCGAGUACAUUGGGAAGAAAUAUGUGAUUCUCUUUUUCUACCCGUUGGACUUUACAUUUGUUUGUCCCACAGAAAUUACUGCCUUCAGUGACCGGUAUGAAGAGUUUAAGCAGCUUAACACUGAAGUUUUGGGUGUGUCUAUUGAUAGUGUUUUCUCACAUCUUGCUUGGGUCCAAACUGAUAGAAAGUCUGGUGGCCUUGGUGAUCUUCAGUAUCCACUGGUUUCUGAUGUCACCAAGUCUAUUUCAAAAUCUUAUGGUGUGCUGAUCCCGGAUCAGGGCAUUGCAUUGAGGGGCCUUUUCAUAAUUGACAAGGAAGGAAUUAUCCAACACUCCACAAUAAACAAUCUUGCCAUUGGUCGAAGUGUAGAUGAGACAAAGAGAACUCUCCAAGCCUUGCAAUAUGUGCAGGAGAACCCCGACGAAGUUUGCCCAGCUGGAUGGAAACCCGGGGAGAAGUCGAUGAAGCCAGACCCCAAGGGUAGCAAAGAGUACUUCUCUGCUAUUGCUUAAAUGUGUGAGGCGAUCUAAAAAGUUCGAGUUUGGUGCGAUGCCCAUUGCCAUUUCAGUUGUUUAAAUUUUGAUUGUGCCGCUUGUGGAACAAAUCGGUUAAAGAGGCUCGAGCCAUUGGAUAUAGAGUGUUCAAUUUCUCAUCUUUAGAUGAACGAAGCAGCAAUAAAUCGAUAGGCUGUAGGCAAAUAGUUUGUUUUGUAGAAUUACAAUCCGGAUUUGCAAUGUCAUUAACGGUUUCAGGCCCUUGAAUUUCUACUUGCAUCUAGCUCUGUUGACGAACUCUAAAAUGUACUGAAUCUUCCGUUUCAAUUAUCCUCGGAUUAACUCUGCAAGAUUCAUUCUUGUGAUGUGAUGAACUGUUCUGGUUAUUAAAGUCUGGACGUAAUUCUGAUA